AUGGCUCAGACACUUGGGAUGGAAAAGGUUGCAUGGCUCAACUCGCGGCGUGCGCGGUGGGGCUCCAUGUUGGAUCGCAAUUUGCGAAGCAGGCAUCGCUGGAGUGCGUGGGAGGUGGACACAGCCUGGGUGGAGGAGGAGAAGCGCCGCCAAAGCUCCGCGGAAAGCUUCGUGUCGACAAACGAUGUCUUGACGUCGUCUUUCUUGACAAGUGGAAAGUUCGCCUAUGGCGUCAUGUCCGUAAACUUCAGGGGCCGACUCUGUGGACUGGACAAGAUCCAUGCAGGCAACUACAAAGGUGGCGUCCAGUUCUGGCCUGAAGAGUUUGCAAGCCCAGCUGGCAUCAGGUGUUCGCUGCAACCUCCUUCCUUUCGAGCUGGCCGUUCAGACGUGCCGGGCUUCCUUCCUAGUGUCCGUGGCAGAGUUGGUGUUGUGACGAACUGGGCAACAGUUUGCGAGGAGCUGCACUUGAAAGACUGCCAGCAGAAGUUGCACUUGCCAGUCCUGGGUGAUAUUCAGGUCAAUGGUGCGAUGAUCAUCUUCCGCCCGGCGCCAGGCAAGCUCGGGGUUGUCAUUGGCGAGAGGCGACUCUUCCCAAGGCGGCCGUCAGUGGAGGUGAUUCGCAGAAUAUGCUGA
This is a messenger RNA of Symbiodinium sp. CCMP2456, 636 nucleotides long. Lineage: Eukaryota; Dinophyceae; Suessiales; Symbiodiniaceae. The record is from the annotation of a GenBank genome assembly.